ACUCAGGACUUGGACGCCCUAGUGGCCCGGGACCGAGACCUUCAGCAGUUGAGGCUGGGGCUAGUGGUCCCAGCAGCCCGGCCCCCACCCUCCUGGCAGCAGCGCCAGGAAGGCUUUGACAAUUACCUCCGUCUGAUCUAUGGCUCUGGCCUGCUGGGCAUGCAGUUUGGAAGGGAGUCCCAGCAGUGGAGCACCGGGACCCUCACAGUAGAGAGAGAGAGCUGGGAUGUGUGUGCCCUACCCCAAGCUGCCCACUGUCUUGCCCAGGGUGAGGUCAGCACUGCAGGCCAAACAGUGCCAACAGCCCUGUCCCCACAGGACCUGGGGCCCCUGGACCAGCACUUCUCCCAUCCUCCCCGAGUCACAGUGCCGAUCCCACCCACCCACCGUAGGGUGCACAGCAAGGCAUCCCAGCUUUUGGCCCGCUCCUCACUGAGCCACUGCCUGGGUCUCAGUCUGGAUCUACAGCUGCAGUUGGAGCAGCUCCGAGGGAGGAUGACCGUAGCCCUGGACCUGCCAUCCUCCCACCUGCAGUGCAGGAUCCCACUGCUGCCAAAGAGACAGCCCAAGGAACCUCUUUCUAGCCUUGGGGGCUUCUUUCCUGCCACCGUGCAGCCCCACAAGUACUGCCUGAGGCCUAUCUGCUUCCCCGGCUAUGUGCCCAACUCAGUGGCGCUCCGGCAGAUGUGGCUAAAUGCGGAGGUCAGCGGCCUCGGAUCCCUGACUCAGCUCGCCUCCCAGAGAAAGCUCAAGUACCCCAGGCCAUCCCAAGCCCAGUGGCAGAGAAAGCUGCUCCAGCGGCUGGGGCAUAAGCCUGGAGAGGAGGAGGAGGAAGAUCAGAAGGAAGAGGAGGAGAAGGAGGAGGCAGAGGAGGAGCUGGACCGGGCCUCGGCUUCCCUGAGCUCGCACUCCAGCCAGCAGCUGGAUUCCUGGGAACUGGAGGAGCAGAGUGCUGUGGACUGGACCCGGGAGCCCCGGCGGCGCACCUGCGAGACUGCCAGGACCCACCCUCAUCCCUGGCACCGUCAUGGGAGUUUGCUUUCGGAUGAGCAUUACGCGCAUCUGCCCAAGUUUCUGCAUUUCUUCAUCUACCAGACCUGGUUCAAAGAGUUGUUCCCCGUCUUCAACCUGCAGGCAUACCCAGAGGCGGGCACGGUGGAGGGCCUGGCCUCACUGUUGGUGGCCGUGCUGGAGGAGACCACGUGGGUGGACCGUGUGCACAUCCUGCAGGUGCUACUGAGACUGCUGCCCAACAUAAGCAGUGAUCUCCAAGGCCAGCUGCAGGGCCUGCUCAUACACUUGCUCAACCUGGACCAGCCCCCCAGCCUCCAGGUGUGCCCCUUGUCCUGCCCCCAGUCUUCCUUCCUGCCCACCCGCCCUCAGCAACCACAUCCCCUCCGCCUGCCUCAGGACCAGACGCAGAAGAAGUUCGUGAUGCUGGCGCUGCAGCUGCUCCUGGCCUGCUCCCUGGAGUCCCGGGAUGUGGUGCUGGAGCUCAUGUCCUACUUCCUCUACUCUCCGGUGCGCUGCCGGCCAGAGCUCAAGAAGCUGCUGCAUGGGCUGGGCCUUCAGGACCAGGAAGGCUUCCUGUUCAAGGAGAUGAUGACCUGGGUCCAGAGCCCCGACCUGGACUCCAAGGCUGGUUUGCGUACUCGCUGCUGCCAGAAACUGGAGGACAUGAUCCAGCAGCUUCAGGAGACCCCAUCGCAGACUUCAGUGGUCUCUGGGGCACCCACGCAUGCCUCCGUGAUGCCCUCGGGCACCUCCUGGUCACCCUCCAGCAUCUUCAGGAGGCUCUCGCAGGUCUCAGAGGUGCCUUCGAUGGUGCUCUCACCUGCGGAGCCGCACUCUCUCUCCCCGGAGCUCCAGGCCCAGCAGACGCUGGCACCCACGCGCAGCUGGGGAACCGGCCAGCUCGGUCUCAGAGUGCUCUCCGAGACGCUGAAGAGCUUCUGCCUGGAGCCCGAGGCCCGCCUGGGCCCUGCGGGGCCUGCUCAGCUGCCCGAAGAGCCGCCGCGGCUGGAGGAGACCGACUGGUCGCACUCGCAGCUGCUGGACUUGGGCCCCAUAGACGCGCUCAACUUAUUCUGUCAGCAGCUGCGGGCGCAGCAGCGGAGCUCGCUCCAGGAGGAGGCUGCGCAUCCGUACCCGCCGGUGCCCGACACGGUGGCGCCGGUGCCCGACAUGGUGGUGCCACCACCCCGGGAGCACUGGUACCACCCCAUCCUCCGGCUGCAGGAGGCCAAGGCGCAGAGGUCCGCGAGGUGCGCCAUGAGACUGAGGGGCCCGAUGCUUUCGCGGCUCUGUGCGGGCCGCACCCUGGAUGGCCCCAUCCGGACGCUGAAGCUGCCGCUGCCACGUGUGGAGCCGCAGCCUUUCCCCCGGGACUGGCCCACGCCCCCACGCCCGCUGCCCCCGCGGCUCCUGCAGCCCGCCUUGCAGCGCUACUUUCUGCCAGAGGACGCGGACCCUGACACCUAUGGCUGACCGGGCUGGUGGCCUCAGCCUGCCUGGCUCUGGGGCUUGCCAUUGGUAUUUGGCCAAGGCCUGCAUCGGGAAUAAAGUCCAGAGAAUUUC
Messenger RNA from Cercocebus atys (sooty mangabey), 2577 nucleotides. Its product is annotated as WD repeat-containing protein KIAA1875-like. Lineage: Eukaryota; Metazoa; Chordata; Mammalia; Primates; Cercopithecidae. The record is from RefSeq and is a predicted model, not a curated record. The transcript is spliced from 12 exons. The annotation marks the transcript as partial.